This is a messenger RNA of Penicillium alfredii, 4305 nucleotides long. It is a transcript of the gene smc4, whose product is annotated as condensin subunit SMC4. Gene Ontology annotation, cellular component: chromosome. Bases 1 to 4305 code for a protein of 1434 amino acids. The transcript is spliced from 5 exons. Gene Ontology annotation, molecular function: ATP hydrolysis activity; protein binding; ATP binding. Lineage: Eukaryota; Fungi; Ascomycota; Eurotiomycetes; Eurotiales; Aspergillaceae. The record is from RefSeq and is a predicted model, not a curated record. Gene Ontology annotation, biological process: mitotic chromosome condensation.
AUGGCUUCACUCGCAAAGGGCCGGCCCUCGCGCCGCUCAGCUCCUCGCAGGAGCUAUGUCGUUGAGGAUACUUCUGAAUCGGAGGACCCCGGAAAUGUGACACCUACACCCUCUACCCAAGACAAUGAAGAAGAAACCGAGCAGGAGGAUUAUACCCCCGUGCCCAAAAAGGCGAAGCGAAACUCCAGCAGGCGAACAACUCUUGAGCCUGCGACACCGUCUACGGCCCGACCAGCGCGCAAAUACCGUCAGUCAACCGCGGACGAGUCGGACGUUUCGCAAGUGGACACGACUGAAAAUGAAGAAAAUGAGGGGAACGACGAGAACGACGAGGGCGCUAGCAUCGCAUCCAUAGAGGCCGAUCCCGACUCUCCUUCCCAUAAGGCAGCUUUGAAAAGAAAAAGUAUGGCUCAUCCCCGCAAGAGCCGUGGCUCAAUCACGCCCAAGCCAGCAAAGGGCUCACUCCCCACUCCAGAGCCGUCCGCGUCACCAGAGCCUCAAGCGCGGGCACAGCGGGAAAGUGUGCCCCCUCUAGCCGAUAUCACCGAGUCGGCCGUCAACCAGUCGCCCUCGAAACAAUCGGAAGAGCCCAAAUCGCAGAUUUCGAUCAUCAACCCGAACUCGACAGUCUUGGAAAAGCCCAUGGACAUUGUGAUGAAGUCCCGAACCCUGGCUCCAUCCGCGCCCGAGGAGCCUGCGGCACCCAAGCCCCGAUUGAUCAUUGAAAAUCUGAUUCUGACAAACUUCAAGAGUUACGCCGGGCAACAGGUCGUUGGACCAUUCCAUGCCUCGUUUUCGUCCGUGGUCGGACCGAACGGAUCGGGCAAGUCUAAUGUCAUCGAUUCGUUGCUUUUCGUGUUCGGCUUCCGCGCCAGCAAAAUGCGACAGGGCAAGAUUUCGGCCCUGAUCCACAACUCUGCCCAGUACCCGGACCUCCCGUUUUGUGAAGUCGAGGUUCACUUCCAACAAGUUCUUGACACGCCUGAAGGUGGCCCUGAACUCGUUCCAGAUUCCCAACUGAUUGUUUCGCGAAGAGCAUUCAGGAACAAUACCAGCAAGUACUACAUGAACAAGAGGGAAACAAACUUCACUGCUGUGACGUCUUUCCUCCGCGAUCGUGGUAUCGACCUCGACCACAAGCGAUUCCUGAUCCUGCAAGGUGAAGUCGAAUCGAUCGCACAGAUGAAGGCAAAAGCCACCAACGAGCAUGACGAGGGUCUUCUGGAAUAUCUCGAAGAUAUCAUCGGUACAUCCAAGUACAAGACGCCUAUCGAUGAGGCGGCGACUGAGUUAGAAACCUUGAACGACGUCUGCAUGGAGAAGAACAAUCGCGUUCAACAUGUGGAGAAAGAGAAGACUGCACUGGAGGACAAGAAGAACAAGGCUGUGGCAUAUAUUCGGGACGAGAACGAACUUUCUCAGAAGCAGUCUGCGCUCUAUCAGAUCUACAUUGACGAGUGCGCUGACAACGUUCGUGUCACCGAGGAAGCCAUUCUCCAGAUGCAGGAGCUGCUCAACUUGGAGCUGGAGAAGCAUGAAGGAAAUGAAUCGGGAAUCAAGGAGCUUGAAAGGGCCUACAAACGUGGCCUUCGGCAAUACGAGACCAUGGAGAAAGAGACCCAGAGCCUUCUGAAGGAAAUGGCCAAGUACGACAAGGAGGGUGUCAAGUUUGAGGAAAAGAAAAAGUUCCUCAUUGGCAAACAGAAGAAGCUGGACAAGACAAUGCAAACAAGCCGCCUUGCUGCGUCGGAGUGCCAGAGCCUGGUUGAAAAGUUCACCUACGACAUCGACAAAAAGACCAACGAGACGGCUCAGCUUGAACAAGAGAUGAAGUCGGAGGAGGAAGAGUUGAACUCCAUUCGCGAUGGCCUCAAGGGCAAGACUCAAGGCCUCUCUGAUCAGAUCGCUGCCAAGCAAAAAUCCCUGGAGCCGUGGAAUGAGAAAAUCAACCAGAAGCAGUCUGCCGUUGCCGUUGCCCAGAGUGAGCUGGACAUUCUGCGUGAGCGUGGCAAUGCGGGUGCUGUCCUUCUCGAAGAGGCCCAAGGCAAGAUCGCUACGAUUGAAGAAACUUUGCAAAGCAAGCAAACCGAUCUUGAGGAGCGACAGGCCCAGAAGGAGACCCUGGAAGCCGAGGUCGAGAAGCUCCAGGGUGAUCUGAAGAAGUAUGCCGGCCGUGAGCCUGAAGUUCGAUCGCACGUCUCCAGCGCUCGGCAGAAGGCCGACGAAGCCCGAGUCAGCCUGGCAAGCACGCAGAAUCGCGGUAGCGUCUUGACUGGAUUGAUGCGGCUCAAGGAGUCGGGUCGUAUUGAUGGCUUCCAUGGCCGACUUGGUAACCUGGGUACGAUUGAUGAGAAAUACGAUGUCGCGAUCUCUACGGCUUGUCCCGCCCUUGACAAUAUGGUUGUGGAAACUGUGGAAGUCGGUCAACAAUGUAUCGACUAUCUGCGGAAGAACAACCUCGGCCGAGCCAACUUCAUUCUCCUCGAUCGCCUCCCUCGCCGUGACAUGUCGACCAUCUACACCCCUGAGAGUGUUCCCCGUCUCUUUGAUCUCGUCAAACCCAAGGACCCCAAGUUUGCACCUGCUUUCUACAGCGUGAUGCAGAACACCCUGGUUGCAAAAGAUCUGGAGCAAGCAAACCGCAUUGCUUACGGUGCUCGACGAUGGCGAGUAGUCACGUUGGAUGGACAGUUGAUUGACGUGUCAGGAACCAUGAGCGGUGGUGGAACCCGUGUUGCACGGGGCGGUAUGUCGUCGAAGCAAGUCGCAGAUACGAGUAAGGAGCAAGUAACCCGACUGGAAUCGGACCUCGAGGAUUUGGAAAGAAAGUUCCAGGCCUUCCAAGAGAAGCAGCGUCAUUCCGAGGAAAUUCCUCGCGUGGAGACCAAGAUACAAAAGAUCAUGAUCGAGAUCGACAGUGCCAAUCGCAGUCUUGCGGAUGCCCAGCGACGGGUCAAGGAACUGGGCGCGGAGCACAAGCCAUCCCAGUCUGAUGAGCACCAGGUCGCUGCUCUCGAAAAGCAAAUCGGCACCGCGCAGAAGGAGAUCGAAAAGCUCAACAGCGAAAAGAGUGGGAUUGAGGAAGAGAUCCAGACGUUGCAGAGCAAGAUCAUGGAGGUCGGUGGUGUUCGGCUCCGUGGACAAAAGGCCAAGGUCGAUGGCUUGAAGGAGCAAAUCAGCAUGCUGGCCGAGGAGAUCUCCAAUGCUGAAGUUCAAAAGUCCAAGAACGAGAAGCUCAUCAGCAAGCACCAAAAGGCCCGGGAUGGGUCUGAGCAAGAGAUUGGGCAAAUCACGGAGGACUUGGAGAAGUUGGAGGAGGACGUGGCGAACCAGGCCAAUGAUGCCUCCGGCUGGAGACAGAAGGCAGAUGAAGCCCAGGAGGCCUUGGAGACGAAGAAGGGCGAGCUGAAGGCUCUGAAGGACGAGCUUGACGAGAAGGUGGCCGAGUUGAAUGAGACACGCGCCACUGAGAUCGACAUGCGGAACAAGCUCGACGAGAACCAGAAGGCAUUGGCUGAGAACCAGAAGCGCAGCCGAUACUGGGAGGAGAAGCUUUCCAAGCUGUCUCUACAGAACGUUUCCGACCUGGGUGAAGAGCAGGAGGCCACGGAGCUCCAAAUGUACACCAAGGACGAGCUGGAUGCGAUGAACAAGGAAUCUUUGAAGGCUGUCAUUGCGGCAUUAGAGGAGAAGGUCCAAAAUGCCUCGGUGGAUCUUUCGGUUAUUGAAGAAUACCGCCGCCGGACAGCCGAGCAUGAAUCGCGUUCCGCCGACCUGGCCACUGCUCUGAUCUCGCGAGACAGUGCCAAGGCGCGCCUGGACGGACUCCGAUCUUCUCGACUGAAUGGGUUCAUGGAAGGAUUCGGCAUCAUUUCUCUACGUCUCAAGGAAAUGUACCAGAUGAUUACCAUGGGCGGUAAUGCUGAGUUGGAACUGGUGGACUCGUUGGACCCCUUCUCGGAAGGCAUCCUGUUCUCGGUCAUGCCUCCAAAGAAGAGCUGGAAGAACAUUGGCAAUCUGUCUGGUGGUGAGAAGACGUUGUCGAGUUUGGCGCUGGUGUUUGCUCUGCAUCACUACAAGCCUACUCCGCUCUAUGUAAUGGACGAGAUCGAUGCCGCGUUAGACUUCCGAAACGUCUCUAUCGUGGCCUCCUACAUCAAGGAGCGAACGAAGAACGCUCAGUUCAUUGUCAUUUCUCUGAGAAACAACAUGUUCGAGCUCGCCUCCCGACUGGUCGGCGUUUACAAGGUCAACCAUAUGACCAAGAGCGUCACCAUCGAGAAUCGCGAUUAUAUUGCGCGGUGA